Messenger RNA from Megalobrama amblycephala (Wuchang bream), 2553 nucleotides. RefSeq lists its product as uncharacterized. NCBI's taxonomy places the organism in Eukaryota, Metazoa, Chordata, Actinopteri, Cypriniformes, Xenocyprididae. Bases 266 to 2404 code for a protein of 712 amino acids. The transcript is spliced from 4 exons. The record is from RefSeq and is a predicted model, not a curated record.
UAAUGUUCUCGGUCCCGGGCUGUAGGUGGCGGUAAUCACUUAUGCAGUUGCUUCUCAACCCGUUAUUAAAGCCAUAGAAGAAGAAGAUUCGGCGAUGGAAAUGUUGCUUAUCUUUCAGCAAGACAACAAUAAAAGUAACUUUCCUGAAUGCCAAUAACUGUUCUGGUUCAGCCAUUGGAAGGAUUCACGUCCAGUCUCAAGAACAAUUACUACAGCUGAAUGAGAGCUUUAAAUCUGUGCAUCAAAAGUCUAAAACUUUGUUAAAAUGGAGCAAGGUUUGCCAUCUGAAAAAGCAGUUUCACAGGAUGGAUGCCUAAAAAGUGAAAAUGAAUUGGAAACAGACUUCAUUCAGUCAGAAAUACAAGUUAAAGUGGAACCUGAUCAAGAUGAUUCUUCAUUUCUUGAUGUGAAUGAACUAGAAACGUUUCCUCGUUUUAAUGGGCAUAUUAAGGAGGAGAUUUUGGACCUUGGUCUGCAGAUCUUACCAGAUGGCCUAAUGCCUCCAGUUGAGAUGGAAGAAGACCUUGAAAUCGCAACAAACUCGCACACUUCUCCAGAUGAACCAGACAGAAGAACUGGUUCAUUAAGCAAAAGAAAGAGAAUAAAUAAAAGAAAAGCAACUAAUGCGUCAAGCCAUACAAUAAGAUGUCCGACAAAGCAGAUUUUGUCCAUGGUGCACAGAAAGGCUGAGGUUACAGCUCCAUUAACAGAAGAAUAUGAAUCUAUUGCUGCCCCUGAUUUAGAAUCGGAGAUUUCUGAUAGUGAUGGCCCAGAAAGCAGCAGCGUCCCAGAUGUGACAGAGGGUCAGAAAACUGUCCUCACAGACUUUGAGUUCUCAUCUGAGGAAUCCUGUGGUGAGGAGAGUGAAGAUCUCUCGAGUCGAUGGAGCAAAGGAGACUCUUACUGGAGCAAAUAUCCUCCUCAAAGUGAGACUAGGACCUUCUCGCAGAGCUGUCAAGGGCCUGCACUUGAAUCACUACUGGUGACACCUAAAGAUGCUUGGGAGCUUUUCAUAAGUGAAAACAUCAUUGAUGAAAUCCUGCAGUGCACCAACUUGGGUGGACAGAGAGCAGCAUCAGCAAAAGGAAAAGUGUGGCAAAAGGUCACUAAGGAAGAGCUAAAUGCCUUUAUUGGUCUAAGCCUCCUCAUUGGUUUAGAGAGAAAUGGUGAUGUCCCAAUACGGGAACUGUUUAUGGAUCCGUUACAGAACCCAAUUUAUAGAGCUACCAUGUCUGUUGGAAGAUAUCAAGACCUUCACGGAUGCCUGCAAUUUGAUGACAGGAAAACCAGAGUGCAAAGAGAGGCAUCAGACCACAUGGCUGCCUUCCGAAAUGUGUGGGACCUGUUCCUGAUCAACUGUAGGAAAAGGUUCAUCCCCAGGGAUUGUGUCACUGUGGGUGAGCAGCUCGUGCCAUUCCAUGGAAGAUGCAAGUUUCUGCAACACAUGCCAAGCCUCCCAACCAAGUAUGGCAUAAAAAUCUUUUGGAUGUGCAAUGCCGAGGUCCCCUACGCCAUUGAUGCUGUCGUCUACACAGGCAAACAGCCAGCAGAGGAGACUGAAGAAAACCUUGCAGAGAACACAGUUCUGAGGUUGUCCGAUGGACUUCAGCAAAAAGGUCUCAACAUUACAAUGGACAGCUACUUCACCAGUGUCCCUCUGGCAGAGAAUCUGUUUGAGAAAAACUUGACCAUGGUUGGGACCCUUGACCAUAAGAAUCCACACGUGCCACCGAUUAUGAAGCCAUCCAAGUUACGAGCGUUACAUACCUCUGAGUUUGGUUUUUGUGGCAAUGUGUCCAUGGUGAGCUACGUACCAAAAAGAAAAAAGGCGGAGAUUCUUUUAAGUACGUUGCAUACCAGCAGAGCACUGAAUGAAACAAGUGCUAAAAACAAGCCAGAGGUUUUCCAGUACUACAACCGCACCAAAGGAGGAGUCAACAAUGUUCAGCAAAUGGCCAACAUUUACACCUGCAAGCGCCGCACAAAGAGGUGGCCCAUGGUGCUGUGGUAUAACAUGUUGAAUAUUGCCAUUGUAAACUCCUACUCUGUUUUCAAUGCUCAGCACCCUAGCUUCAUGGGAGGUGGUCAUAACACCCAGCGGAUGUUCAUAAAAGAGCUGGUGAAAGAGCUUGUAGUGCCUCAGAUUCAUAGGCGCAGAGAAGAAAGCCCUGGAUUAUCCAAGAACAUCCUCGAGGCCAUGGGGAGGUGUGGGGUACCAACAUCACUGUCAGCUGUCACUUCUGAAAUCCAAGAACAGAGCUGUCAGAACAAAAGAAGAAAGAGAUGUUACUACUGUCGAGCUGCAAGAGACAGAAAAGUGAACACCUACUGUUGUGAAUGCAGUAAACCUGUCUGCAGAGAACACAGUCACAUUGUAGUGAUUUGCUACCAGUGCAUGCGUUAAGUUUCAAUACAUCUAUUAUGUAUUGAUAAUGACUGUACUUCUGACAAGUUACAUUUCUAAAAGAUUUUUUUUUAAGUAAUUUUGUUUAGAAGAUUCAAUGUGUGAUCUGUAAAAUGGGGACUUUAAUCUUUAAUAAAUGAUCUGUAAUU